UUGGAUCGACCAAGUUUCACAAUGCAUGAUCUUAUCAAUGACUUGGCUAUGUUUGUAUCUGGAAAGUUUUUUUUAGGUUGGAGCAGAAAAAUUCACAUGAAGUUCCUGAAAGAGUACGCCACUUGUCGUAUAUGCGAGGAAAAUUUGAUACAUCUUCAAAAUUUGAGCCACUAGAAGAAGUCAAGUGUUUGCGUACCUUCCUUCCAGCAUCUUUAGCACCAUAUGAUAUUGGGGAUCGGGAAUAUGUUAGCAAUAAGGUUCUAGAUGAUUUACUACCAGCACAAAAAUAUUUACGGGCAUUUUCAUUGUCUAGAUACAAAAACAUCACCGACUUACCUGAUUCCAUUGGUAACCACAUACACUUGCGCUACAUUGAUCUCUCUUAUACGACAAUUAAAAGGUUACCAGAUACAGUGUGUACCCUCUACAAUUUACAAACUCUGUUGUUGAAAGGUUGUUAUUAUCUUGUUGAGUUGCCUGCAGAGAUGAGGAGAUUGAUUCAUUUGCGUCAUCUUGAUAUUGGUGAAACUUUCAUAAAAGAGAUGCCUGUGCAUAUGGGUAGACUAAAAAGUUUGAGAACACUGACAGCUUUUGUGUUGGGGGAAUCUACUGGGUCAAGCAUUGCAGAACUGAGGGAGUUGUCGCACCUUGGAGGAAAAAUCUCUAUCUUGAAUCUGCAAAAUGUGGUCGGUGCUAUUGAUGCCUUGCUGAAGGAUAAGAAAGAUCUCAAGGAGGUAGAGUUGGCAUGGGGUCCUGAAGCUUCCGAUGAUUUUGUAAAAGAGAGACAUGUGCUUGAAAGGCUUCAACCUUGGGUAAAUUUGGUGAAGCUAACCAUCAGGUGUUAUGGCGGAAUCAGUUUCCCGAAUUGGGUGGGAGACUCGUCCUUCUCCAACUUACAAGUGAUGCGUCUCAGUGGCUGUGGUAAUUGCAGUUCAUUGCCACCAGUUGGUCAGCUACCUGCUCUGAAAGAGCUCUACGUAGAAAGCAUGGAAUCAGUUGUGAGGGUUGGUGGUGAGUUGUACGGGGGAAAUCAACAAUUUCAAUGUUUAGAGAAGCUAGUGUUUUGGAAUAUGCCAGAGUGGGAGGAAUGGCAGCCAAGUCCAAGUGGAGGUGAAAGUCCAAACUUUCCUUGUCUUAAGGAGUUGAAAUUACACAAUUGUCCGAAGCUGAGAGGAAACUUGCCCACUCAUCUUCCUUCCUUGAAAACACUUCAGGUGUACAAUUGUGAGGUUCUACAUGAAAACAGGGCCAGUAAUACCCUGAACACGGAAUCUUUACGAGGAUCUCUUGAAGAACUGAGAAUAGAUGGAUGCCCGGGUCUCUCAUUGUUACUAGAGUCGACGGAGACGCUGCCGUCGCUUCAGAUGCUUGCUAUUUAUUUUGAUGGGAGAGAGUGGUUGCCGCAAAUGGUGCACAACAGCAAUCGUCUUCAAAGUUUGACUUUAUUUGGAUGUUCCUCACUCUUGUCGUUCCCUACAAAUGGUCUGCCCACCACGCUGACGUCACUCACUAUUCUACGAUGCGAGAAAUUAGAAUUCCUAUCACGUGAGAUGAUGGCCAAAUUGACUUCCCUUCAGUCAUUGUGUCUAGAUAGGAGCUGUGAUUCUCUGAGGUCGUUCCCUUUGGGCAUUUUCCCCAACCUUUCAUCUCUUUGGAUCGAUGGUUGUGAGAAUCUGGAAUCCCUUUCAGUUGAAGGAGGAGCAGAUGAAAAUCUCAGCCAUCUCAACUCCCUGUCUAUUUGGCAUUGUCCAAAUCUUGUCUCUGUUGCCGACGGGGGAUUGCCCACUCCCAACCUCACUUCCUUUCAAGUCUACUACUGCGAGAAUUUGAAGUUGUUGCCGGACCGAAUGCACACCCUCACCGCCCUUCAAGAUUUGCAGAUACAUGAUCUUCCAAAUGUGGUGUCAUUUGCACAAGGGGGUUUGCCUCCCAACCUACAAUCAUUUCGGAUCAGCUGGUGUGAGAGACUGAGGCCUUCAGUGGAGUGGAGAUUGCGAGGACUUGCCUCUCUUCAACAAUUUCGGAUCUCAGGAUACAAGGAUCUGGUGGAGAUGUUGCUCAAUGAACAGCUGCUCCCUGCCACUCUUCACACUCUCCAAAUCGAUUAUGUAUGGGAUCUGAAAUCUUUGGACGGAAAGGGACUUGAGCACCUCACUUCUCUUCAACACCUACAAAUUGAAUGUUGCAGGAGUCUCAAAUUCCUGCCAAAAGAGGGUUUUCCGGCAUCUCUUUCUUAUCUGUGCAUCUGGGGGUGCCCUUCUCUGAAGAAGAGGUAUCGGAAAAAGAAGGGAAAAGAUUGGAGAAACAUAGCUCGCAUUCCUUUCAUAAAGAUAGAUGAUGAAAUCACCAUAUGACAAGAGCGAGCGAGCAAGCAAACCUUUAAAGAUAGGAUUAUCAAAUGGUGCUCUGAUUUUCUGGACCGUCAAUUUUGAAAUAUUUUGGAUGGAAAUGGACUUUCAACAGCUCCCACUCUCGCAAUUCCUGCCGGGACAGGGACCUCUAGACCUCAGCUCUCGUCAACAGCUGUAUAAAGAUUGAAUGUAUCUGAGGGAAAACGAUGUUUGCUUACAUCGACCACUCAGGUGCAUAUAUACAUAUGUUUGUCUACAAACACCAUGGUUGAAGAGAGCAUGGCUUAUUGGCACCGCUUGCUAGAAUGCCAGUGUAAAUAGACUUGGUGGCUAGCUGCUGCGCCUACAGAUUUCAGUCAUUCUUCUCACCAUUUUCGAUUUCAUGAGCAAUCAAGAGAAUAUUCAAAGUUGCAUCUGGACUUGGAGGUAAUCAUUUGAUUCGUUAACUGCUCUAGAGGAAGAUGCCGUGGAGAAAUAGAUGAUGAUAAGCCUUAACCCAAGUUUGAUGGUGAAAGUUUUAGCAGCGGGCUCUCAAAUUUAGAAACCUUCUUGCCACACACUUUGUUGCUGCCUGUGCAGCCAAAUGCGCGCACAGGGGUUCAUUUUUCUCUACCACGUACAUUUUAGGCCAUGACACUACGUCGUUGGCUGCCAAUGGCGGUUGAUUUGGAGGCUGCUGCUAUGGAAGUGGAUAUAAUUCCACUCUAUCUUUGGCAGGACUGUAGCAAAAGGAGAAGCAUUAUUCUGCGUUGAAGUUGUUGUUGUUGGCAGGACUGUGCUGCCAAAUGCGAGAAUUUGAAGUUGCUGCUGGCCCAAAUGCACACCCUCGCCGCCCUUCAACAUUUGUGGAUACAAAAUCUUCCAAAUCUGGGGUCACCUGCACAAGGGGUUUUGCCUCCCAACCUACGAACAUUUUGGAUCGAAAAUUGUGAGAGACUGAGGCCUUCAGUGGAGUGGGGAUUGCAAGGACUUGCCUCUCUCCCAGAAUUUCGGGUCCAAGGAAACAAGGAUCCGUUGGAGAUGUUGCUCUGGGAACAGCUGCUCCUUGCCACUCUUCACAAUCUCUGGAUCUCUAUACUUUCAAAUCUGAAAUCUUUGGACGAAAGGGACUUAAGCAUCUCACUUCUCUUCAACAGCUACAAAUUUCAAGCUGCGAGAGUCUCGAAUUCCUGCCGGAAGAGGGUUUGCCGGCAUUUCUUUCUUAUCUGAGCAUCUGGGGUUGUCCUUCUCUGAAGAAUCGGAACAAGAAGGGAAAAGAUUGGAGAAACAUAUCUCGCAUUCCUUGCAUAAAGAUAGAUGAUGAAAUCACCAUACAAAUUUCAAGCUGCGAGAGUCUCGAAUUCCUGCCGGAAGAGGGUUUGCCGGCAUUUCUUAAAUUUGGAAUCGAACUAUGCUAUGUCCCCCUUGGAGAAUUUCAGAUCAGGGGAAGUGAGGAUCUAUUGGAGACAUUGCUCAAACAACAGCGGCUCUCUUCCACUCACACCAUCUGGACGAUCAAGUUUGAAAUCUGUGGAUCAAAACACCACGCACUCUCGGAAUUCCUGCCCGGAGAAGGACCUCAGCAGCAAUGCAUCAUCGAUUGUCUUGCAUUCCUGCCGCAAGAGGAUUUGCCGCCAUCUCUUUCUUUUCCGAGGAUCACCAAAAUGUUUGUUCUUCUCUGAACAGGAGGUGUGCAAAGAAUAUGAAUGGAAAAGAUUGAGGCAAUAUGGUUCACAUUCCUUGCAAAUUUCAUUGAUGGAAAUCAAAGUCGGAACGUUGAACUGCUUAUUUUUUUAAUUUUGUACUUAAAACCUUCAGCAG
This is a messenger RNA of Pyrus x bretschneideri (Chinese white pear), 4151 nucleotides long. RefSeq names its product putative disease resistance protein At3g14460. The coding region runs from base 132 to 2354 and encodes 740 amino acids. The record is from RefSeq and is a predicted model, not a curated record. The transcript has 7 exons. NCBI's taxonomy places the organism in Eukaryota, Viridiplantae, Streptophyta, Magnoliopsida, Rosales, Rosaceae.